AUGGCUUCUCUUGGACGACAGAAAUCAAAUAAUUUAGAUAAAGGUCUUGGGAAGGGUAAACCCGAGGUAGUGAAUAUUGCAACAUUUGCAUUGCUAUUUUCUGAGAUUGUUCAGUAUUGUCAAAAUCGUGUAUCUACUGUCCCAGAACUUCAGAACAGAUUAGCUGAGUUGGGACAACACGUUGGUUCUCAUCUAUUAGAUGUUUUAUUAUUGAGAGAAAAAGGGUACAAAAGAGAAUUAAAAUUAUUAAAUUUGUUAUUAUUCAUUAAAUCUAAUUUCUGGAAGACAUUAUUUGGAAGAGAAGCUGAUAAACUGGAAUUGGCUAACGAUGAUGAAAGAACAUAUUAUUUAAUAGAAAAGGAACCAAUAGUAAAUAAGUUUAUAUCAGUGCCAAAAGAUAAAGGUAGUUUAAAUUGUGCUGCUUUUACAGCUGGUAUAUUAGAAUCAGUAUUGAAUGGAGCCAACUUUCCUGCUAAAGUGACAGUACAUUGGCAUAAAGGAACAACAUUUAUGAUAAAAUUUGAUGAAUCUGUGAUAGCUAGAGAUAAACUGAUAGAGGGGAGAUAA
Messenger RNA from Lottia gigantea (owl limpet), 567 nucleotides. RefSeq lists its product as hypothetical. The transcript is spliced from 7 exons. Gene Ontology annotation, biological process: endoplasmic reticulum to Golgi vesicle-mediated transport. The record is from RefSeq and is a predicted model, not a curated record. Lineage: Eukaryota; Metazoa; Mollusca; Gastropoda; Lottiidae. Bases 1 to 567 code for a protein of 188 amino acids. Gene Ontology annotation, cellular component: TRAPPII protein complex; TRAPPI protein complex; TRAPPIII protein complex.